GACUUUUUUAAAACUUGGCUUAAUCAUUUUGUAUUGCAAAAAGGAUUUGACUAUAAAAUUAGAAUGAGUGAAGCAAAUGAUAAAGGCAUAAUUCAAAAAGCAUAUAUUAAAGCUGGCACUCAUAAUCCAAACAUAACAGUUAAUUCUACUAAGCAUCAUAAUGCUAAGUCUCAAAAAACUAUAU
Cetraspora pellucida is the source of this 184-nucleotide messenger RNA. NCBI's taxonomy places the organism in Eukaryota, Fungi, Glomeromycota, Glomeromycetes, Diversisporales, Gigasporaceae. The record is from the annotation of a GenBank genome assembly.